CGCACACACACUCUUUCCUUUGCUGUGAAGCCUUAGGUGUUGGAGCGUUCCCCGCUCUGGGAGGGUUGAAGCUGGGGUCGCCAGAGAAGGCCGGAGUAGCUUGCUGCCGCUCCAGGAGCCUCGAUGGAGAGGGGUCAUUUAGCUGGAGGGGGUCUCUCUCUCUCUUUGUGUGUUUGUAGUCUUCAGUGUGUAAAAUGUAACCACACUUAAACACACUUAAAUGCUGAACACACAGAUGUUGGGGUACUCACCAACCGGUCAAAGCAACCGGGAGAAGCUGGAUCAGGGUAGAGGGCCAGAACAAACCCUUGUCACGCCAAACACCAGGUUGAAUAAAGUCUACUAUGGAUGAGGAGAGAGAGAAUAGGGAUCCUUCCUCUAAGACCGCUCUGUCUGGGGAACAUGGCCGUCAGAGCAAAGCUAAGAGCCCAGAGAAGCAGGAGAGAGCAGACUCCCCUGGACCCAGCUGUGUCUCCAUGAAGAGUGGCUGGUCUAUGGAACAUCCUAAUAGCUUUAAAGAUGGAAAUGAGUCUGUUGAGAAAAGAAGAGUCCAGCAGCAGAGAGCAGACUCCCCUGGACCCAGCUGUGUCUCCAUGAAGAGUGACAGCUCUAUGGGACCUCCUGUUACCUUUAAAGAUGGAAAUCAGUCGAUUGAGAAGAGACACCAGGGGAGGUCAAAGGUCACCAGUGCUCAGUCUGUACAGCAGCAUCAAACAGAGCUGGAGAUGAACCAGGAGGAACUGGCUGACACACUGGGGGGCGGAUCUGCUGCUGUCGAUUGCCAACAUAAAAUCAAGUCUCAUUUGAAGAAGAAGUUCAGGUGUGUGUUUGAGGGAAUCACUAAAGCAGGACAGCGAACAGAUCUGAACGACUUCUACACAGAGAUCUUCAUCACAGAGAGAGGCAGUGGAGAGGUCCACAAGGAACAUGAGGUCAGGCUGAUUGAAACAGCUUCCAGGAAACCAGCCAAGGAAGAAACACCAAUCAGAUGUGAAGACAUCUUUAAACCCUUACCUGGAAACGAUCAACCAAUAAGAACAAAGAUGACGACUGGAGUGGCCGGCAUUGGUAAAACCGUCUUAACACACAAGUUCACUCUGGACUGGGCUGAAGGCAAGACCAACCAGGACAUACACUUCACAUUUCUCCUCACUUUCAGAGAGCUGAAUUUACUGAAAGGGAAAGAGUUUAGCUUGGUGGAACUUCUUCAUCACCUCUUUACUGAGACCAAAGAAGCAGGAAUCUGCAGAUACGACGGGUUCCAAGUUGUCUUCAUCUUGGAUGGUCUGGAUGAGUGUCGACUUCCUCUGGACUUCCAGAGAAACCCGAUCUGGAAUGAUGUCACAAAGUCCACCUCGUUGGACAUGCUGCUGACCAACCUCAUCAGGGGUGACCUGCUUCCCUCUGCUUGCAUUUGGAUAACCACACGCCCUGCGGCAGCCAAUCAGAUCCCUGCUGAGUGUGUUGACAUGGUGACAGAGGUGAGGGGGUUCACCGACCAACAGAAGGAGGAGUACUUCAGGAAGAGAUUCAGAGAGGAGACGAUGGCCAGCACAAUCAUCUCCCACGUCAAGAAAUCACGAAGCCUCCAAAUCAUGUGUCACAUCCCAGUCUUCUGUUGGAUCACUGCUUCAGUUCUGGAGGACAUCUUCCAAAAUUCCCAGAUCGAAGAGAUGCCCAAGACCGUGACUCAGAUGUACAGCCACUUCCUGAGGGUUCAGUCCAUACAGGCGGACAGGAAGUACCAUGGGAGGGCUGAAACAGAUCCAGACUGGAGCUCAGAGAGCAGGGAGAUCAUUGUUUCUCUGGGAAAACUUGCUUUUAACCAGCUGGAGAAAGGCAACCUGAUCUUCUACGAGGCAGAUAUGGCACACUCUGCCAUCGAUAUCAGAGCAGCCUCAGUGUACUCAGGAGUGUUCACCCAGAUCUUUAAAGAGGAGUGUGGGCUGUACCAGGACAAGGUGUUCUGCUUUGUCCAUCUGAGCAUCCAGGAAUUUCUGGCUGCCCUUUAUGUCUUUUUGUCCUUCAUCGAUACUGGUGUCAAUCUGCUCUCAACCUCCAGGAAAGAUAAACUCCUCCUCUACCCGAGUGCUGUGGACAAGGCCUUACAGAGUGAGAACGGACACCUGGACUUGUUCCUCCGCUUCCUCCUGGGCCUCUCUCUGGAGACCAAUCAGAUUGUCCUACGAGGUCUGCUGGGACAGAAAAAAAGAUCACUGACCACUCAGAUUAAAACAGGUCUGCUGCGACUGGCAGGAAGUGGGUCAAAGACCAAUGAGGGAACAGUGUCUUACAUCAAGGAGAAGAUAGAAGGAGAUCUUUCUCCAGAGAGAAGCAUCAAUCUGUUCCAUUGUCUGAAUGAGCUGAACGACUGUUCUCUAGUGAAGGAGAUC
Messenger RNA from Gadus macrocephalus (Pacific cod), 2393 nucleotides. Its product is annotated as NLR family CARD domain-containing protein 3-like. The transcript is spliced from 6 exons. The record is from RefSeq and is a predicted model, not a curated record. Lineage: Eukaryota; Metazoa; Chordata; Actinopteri; Gadiformes; Gadidae. The annotation marks the transcript as partial.